AUGGCGGCCCACGUGCCCGUGGCUCCCGGCCUUCCCCAGAUGCUCAAGACGGGCAUGAAGUACUUCAGCGGCAUCCAGGAGACGCUCUUCAGCAACCUCACGGCCUGCAAGGUUUUGGUGCGCUGCUUGCGCACCUGCUACGGCCCGCUGGGCCGCAACAAGCUGGUGGUCAGCCACCUCGGCCAGACCUUCCACACCUCCCACGCCGCCACCAUCUUGCGCGAGCUGGCGCUGGAGAACCCGGUGGCGUGCCUGCUGCGCACGGCGGCCGAAACGCAAGAGGAGGAGACCGGCGACGGCACAAACUUUGUCGUCCUGCUGGCCGGGGCGCUGCUGGAGAAUGCAGAGAAGCUGCUGAGGUCAGGGGUGCCGGUGGUCAACAUCCGGUCCGGCUACGAGAUGGCUUGCAAGGAGGUGUUGCGCUUGCUCCCCGGCCUGGCCUGCCACGUCCUGAAAAACCCACGUGACGUGGACGAGGCGCUGUGGGCCUUACAGGGGGUGGUGGGCAGCAAGGUCUUUGGCUACCAGAAGUUCUUGUCCAAACUGGUGGCCAAGGCCUGUGUCUUGGUGAUGCCCCCCGACCGCACCACCUUCAACCCAGACCUCAUCUGCCUAUGCAAAAUCCCAGGGGGCGGCGUCAUGGACUCCUGCAUCGUGGAAGGACUGGUGGUGUCCACCGAGGCCGAAGGGGUCGUCAGGCGCGUGGAGAGAGGCCGAAUCGUGGCUUACUGUUGCCCCUUCGGCCCAUCCGGAUUGGAAGCCAGGAACACCGUCAUGUUCCAAAGCGCCUCAGAGCUGAGGGGCUUCAACAGGGGCGAAGAGGAGCUCAUGGAGCAGCAGGUUCUGGCCAUCGCCAAGGCAGGCGUCAACGUGGUGGUGGUCGGAGGGAAGGUGGAUGAUUUGGCGCUCUUCUACGCCAACAGGUACAGGGUGAUGGUGGUUCGGCUGACGUCCCGCUCGGAGCUGCAGCGCCUGUGCAACGCGGUGGGGGCCACCCUGCUGCUCAACGUGGCCCCGCCGGCGGCCGAAGAGAUCGGGCACUGCCGUCGCGUUUACAUGAGCGAGAUCGGCAGCACCAACGUGGUGGUCUUCAGCCAAGACGGCACCACUUGCCCCGUGGCCACCGUCGUGCUGAGAGGGGCCACCGCGGAGUUGCUGGACAGCCUGGAAGAAGCCAUCCGCGACGGGGUCAACGUCUACAAGAUUUUGGGCAGCGACGCCCGGCUCUUGCCCGGCGCCGGAGCCACGGAGAUGGCGCUGUCGGUGAGGCUCCACACCCUGGGGAUGUACUACCCCGGAUCGGAGCAGUACGGCAUCUUGGAGUACUCGCAGGCCUUGAAAACCCUGCCGGCCACCUUGGCUGAAAACGCAGGACUCCCGGUCAACGAGGUGAUGGCGAAGUUGGAGAUUCAGCAACAGCUGGGGACGCAGAACACUGGCGUCAAGCUGGGCACGGAAGAGGCCGGCACCAUCGACGCCGCUAAGGAAGGCCUGCUGGAUCCGUUCUUGGUGAAGCGCCGGGGCAUUGUACUGGCCACCCAGAUGGCCGUGACGCUGCUGGGAGUGAGUGAAAUCAUGGUCGCGAAGAAGAGCGGAGGGCCGAAACCCCGAGAGCCAAAUUCCAACUGGGACCAAGAGCCGGACGCCCUGGAUUGA
This is a messenger RNA of Elgaria multicarinata webbii, 1656 nucleotides long. RefSeq names its product T-complex protein 1 subunit theta-like. Gene Ontology annotation, cellular component: chaperonin-containing T-complex. The record is from RefSeq and is a predicted model, not a curated record. Lineage: Eukaryota; Metazoa; Chordata; Lepidosauria; Squamata; Anguidae. Gene Ontology annotation, molecular function: ATP binding; ATP hydrolysis activity; ATP-dependent protein folding chaperone. The transcript has a single exon. Bases 1 to 1656 code for a protein of 551 amino acids. Gene Ontology annotation, biological process: protein folding.